This is a messenger RNA of Lichtheimia ornata, 564 nucleotides long. RefSeq lists its product as uncharacterized. The coding region runs from base 1 to 564 and encodes 187 amino acids. The record is from RefSeq and is a predicted model, not a curated record. The transcript has a single exon. Lineage: Eukaryota; Fungi; Mucoromycota; Mucoromycetes; Mucorales; Lichtheimiaceae.
AUGUACGACUACAACAGUGCUGAUGACAUGAAAGAUCCUCAAGACCAAAUACGCUAUCCACCAGAGCUACUCAACUCCCUUUCGCCAUCAUCUCUUCCGCCCCAUCAUCUCAAACUCAAAAUUGGGUGCCCUAUCAUGCUUUUACGCAAUCUUAAUCCUGCCAAAGGUCUUUGCAAUGGCACACGUCUUAUUUGUAAAGCCUUUCAAAGAUACGUCAUCCAAGCAGAAGUUGCAUCCGGAUCUCAUAUUGGAGACAUGGUACUUAUACCACGUAUACGUAUUACAGCACCAGAAGAGCAAUGCCCUAUUCCUUUUACACGCACCCAAUUCCCUGUACGACUGGCAUUUUCAAUGACCAUCAACAAGUCUCAAGGCCAAACAUUUGAUAAGAUUGGCAUUUACCUCCCCCAUCCGCCUUUUGGCCAUGGUCAGCUUUACGUCGCCAUGUCACGUGUUCGCACACCUGAUUCAGUACGGUUUAUGCUUGAUCGCGACAACUCCAAAAUCGCCCAACAACCAGGGUCUUACACACGCAAUGUCGUUUACACCGAAGUUUUACUUUAA